This is a messenger RNA of Crotalus tigris (Tiger rattlesnake), 5129 nucleotides long. Its product is annotated as protein kinase C-binding protein NELL1-like. Gene Ontology annotation, molecular function: protein binding; calcium ion binding. The transcript is spliced from 7 exons. The coding region runs from base 1 to 996 and encodes 331 amino acids. NCBI's taxonomy places the organism in Eukaryota, Metazoa, Chordata, Lepidosauria, Squamata, Viperidae. The record is from RefSeq and is a predicted model, not a curated record.
AUGGGGAAAAUCUAUGUGGUUGGUAGGAGUUCAGAACAACUUGAUGAUACACAGUCAAUCAAUCAGACAAAUAUAUUUACAAUUCUGUUUAAAAUGAAGCUGAGAAGAUCAGCAUUUUGUGAAGAAGGAUGCAGAUAUGGUGGGACAUGUGUUGCCCCCAAUACAUGUUCCUGUCCUUUUGGAUUCAUGGGAAGUCAUUGUGAAAAAGAUAUUGAUGAAUGUGCUGAGGGGAUCAUUGAAUGUCACAACCAUUCACGCUGUGUUAACCUCCCAGGGUGGUACCACUGUGAGUGCAGAAGCGGUUUCCAUGACAAUGGAACCUAUUCACUUUCCGGGGAAUCCUGUGUUGAUAUUGAUGAAUGUGCCUUAAAGACUCACACUUGUUGGAAUGAUUCAGCCUGUAUAAACUUGGCAGGGGGGUUUGAUUGCCUCUGUCCAUCUGGACCUUCCUGUACAGGUGAUUGCCUGCAUGAAGGGGGCCUGAAACGGAAUGGCCAAGUAUGGACAUUGAAGAAAGACAGAUGUUCUGUUUGCUCCUGUAAGGAUGGCAAGAUCUUCUGUCGAAGGACAGCUUGUGAUUGUGAAAAUCUCAGUGUUGACUUUUUCUGUUGCCCAGAAUGUGAUACCAGAGUGACCAGUCAGUGUUUAGAUCAGAAUGGGCAUAAGCUGUACCGAAGUGGAGACAACUGGACAUACAGCUGCCAACAGUGCCGCUGUCUGGAAGGUGAAGUGGAUUGUUGGCCACUUGCAUGUCCAGCCCUGAAUUGUGAUUACACAGCAAUGUCAGAAGGAGAAUGUUGCCCUCAUUGUGUCAGUGACCCUUGUUUGGCUGAUAAUGGUAUAUAUGACAUCCAAAAAACCUGUCUAGAUGACUAUGGAAUAACACGGCUAAGUGGUUCAGUAUGGACAAUGCUUGGAUCUCCUUGUACGACUUGCAAAUGCAAGAAUGGAAAUGUCUGUUGUUCAGUGGAUUUAGAAUGUCUUCGCAACAACUGAAGUAUAAACCUGGGACAAUUCUUUUUGUGAGGAAAACUGAUGCAAUUUUCCACUUUCCAAACAAAUGCAGUGUAAGUAAGAGGUGGAAGUUUUGUACAACAGACAAUGAUCUAAGUCUCUGAGGACGAUAUUUGGGAGUUGCCUUUGGGACCUAUCACUACACUUGCUAGGCUUCUCUCUACUUUUACAGUAAAAUGCAUCUAAAUCAAUGGUUGUUAAAAGUUUUGAGUGUUGUAAAUUACACCCUUUUUUGUCAAAUCAUUUGCAAAUGCAUUAAAAUUAUUCCAUCAGUAAAAUGCAGUGUAUUGAUUUGUUUAAUUUUGUAGAAAGAUCACAAUGGAAUUUCCUGUUUUAUUUUAGAUUUAGAUCAAAGUUCUACAAAAUAAGGCUGCCUGUGGUUUUGUCUCAUAUUAUUGGCUAUUUAGUCUGGAGGUCCCUGUCGAAUGUAUUUAUGAAAAUAUGUAUGUAUGUACAAAUUGCAUAAUACUUAUAUUUCAUAGCUGUCAAACAUUAUAAAACAUUCCAAGGUACAUUUGACUUCUACGGGCUGAGAAUAAUCGAAUCCCAGUCUAUCUUUAUGAAAAAAAAUAAAUAAGAAGGAAUAAUGGCACAAGUUUAAUGAAGUGGCAAAAAGCAUUUUCUUUUGCAGACAAAUGAUCUAGGAGCAAAAUCCCAGAGUGGAAGAAAAAAUACAAAAUUAUAAGGUUUUCAUCAGCAGUGCUCCUGAGCUUAGUCAGAACAUCAGGCCAUGUUAAGUUUAGCAAAAUGUUGUAGUUUACAAAUCAAACAAUAAAUAUUGAAUGUAGGUGGAAUUCAUACAGGGUUGUGUAGCAUUAAAUAAAGCAAUCAAAGGGCUUUACAUUUACAAGAUUGUAUGUGAAAAGUGGUUUUUUUCAUAUUUACAUCAAUGUACUUGAGUUUAUAAUCUCUCUCCUCAGUAGUUGCUUUGGUAUAAUAACAUCUACCAUUCUCCAUUGCAAAUGAUGUAAUGAAAAAGUUCUUCAUCUGUUCCACAUUACAAGUUGUAAGGAAGGUGUAAAUGUCACUGCAGUUAACUGUAAUUUCAGUAGAUCACAUAAUAGUCUCCCGGUUCCAAUUUUCUUUCAAUGUAUUACAUUCACCCUUGGCUCUAUUUUCCCUCUUCUGACAUUCACCCAAAUGUAAUGUAUUAAGUUAGUUGUCUGUAAAAUACUACUUAAAAUCAUAAGCUUGGGUCCAAAUUGUAAUUAAACAUUUGAACUGUGCGCAAAGGUUAAGCUUGAAGGAUAGAUAACUGCUGUGAGUUUUGCUAGGUUAAGACUUUGGUAUUACUAAUACAAGUCCUGUCUCAGCCUAGAACUGACAGCUGCUGAUAUCCAACUGGUUUCCAUGCCCAAUUCUUCUCCUUCCACAUAGCAUAUACUGUACAAAGUAUGGCUGUAUGGGAACUGAAAAGUGAAAUUUCCCACAUUCAGAUGCACAGCCACAAGCAAUGCUGAACAUGAUCUUCAGAUCUAUAAACAAUGCAAUAUGGCACAUAAAAAAAAUAUCACUGGAUAUAAAUGAAAGGAAGACAAAGUCCCCCCCCCACUCUCUGCAAGGAUUACCUUUGAAACAGAAGGCUGCUUACAUUAACAUAGGGAUGUAGCCAUGACUGAAAGUGAGGGGCAGGGAAGAGGUAGAGGCAUCUACUGUAAAUGAUGCAAAUAAGUGGCUAGAACAGAAAUCUGGAAAAAUGUCAAAAGCUUCUUCCUUCUCAGUCAUUGAGGGAGAAAAGUCCAUAGAUGCAGCAUCUCCUUUUUCCCUUAUUUUACUAGAACCUUAGGUUCAAGAUGCAAAGGCAGAUACUGGCAUUUUCUCACAAUACAUAAAGCCCCCUCAGAGAGGAUGCUUUUGCCUUACUUCCCUUGAACAGGGGUUAGCAUCUGUAGGAUUUCAUAAAGACUGAAUAAUAUUUUGAAAUCUUCAGUAUUCAUACCUAGUAGGAAUUGUUUUCUUCCCUCAACACACACACAUACAGACACAAACACAGAGAGAGGGGGAGGGAGGAAGGGGGAGGAAGGGAGACUUUGUUUUUUUCCUUCCCUUUCCAGUUGGACUUACCCCUUCUUCAUUCUGUUCAUUUGGUUUGGUUUGUCAUAGUUUCUCCUGGAAAAAAAGAAGACUAUGGUGUGUCCUCUGUAUCUGGUGUCAGUAUGUAAUCCAUGUAUAAAAGAGAAUAGUUUGUAUAUGCAAACAGGGAAAGCAAUUAAUUUUAAAAAUCAGUGCCUUACUUUUCAGGCAAUUAAUUUUAAUCGGUAGCUACUAAUUCAAUUCAUAUGAAUUUAAUUUUUUGUCCUCAUCCUAAUCUUUUUGAGGAAUGUGGAAUCUAGCCUAUCUGACAUCCAUACACACAUGCAAGCAUGUUUCCUGCCUGAGCAGGGGGUUGGACUAGUUGACCUCCAAGGUCCCUUCCAACUUUACUACUAUUAUUAUUAUACAUACAGUUAAGGCAAGAGCAGGUAAAUCCUAGGUUUCAGCUGUAUAUUGCAAAGAAAUCAGGCAAGACAUGGUAUCUUUAUGUGUGUUUACAAUCUUUUCUUCUAUCUAAUUUUCCUUGUUUUCAACACACAUAUUAAAUUCAUACUUCUCUUCCUUUUGGGAAAAUUUGGUUGUUGCAUCUGGACAUUCCUGUUAAGCAGAAGGAAGGUGUCUUGCUGGCACUAUUGCCCCUAUCUUGAGUCACUGGGUUUUCAAAGCAUUUGUGGUCUUUAUUCUGCUUAAUUACCUUGUAUUAUCUUUGAUAAAACUUGGGGGAAUAUUCAGAACUAGAUCCUGCACAGAAGUAUAUAAUGUUUGCAACCAAGAAAUAAAAACCUGACUCCUAAAAAAAAAAAAAAAAAGAGUGGGCAAAGAAGGCUGGUCUGCUGGGAUGAAGAGAGGGCAGGAGCAUGAAAAAGUGAAGAUGGAUCCCACCCCCUUUUUACAUGUGUCAUACAUAUGGAUAAAGAUGAGGUGGGAAUUUGCACAAUCUUUUUUUGUAUAAUUUUUAUUAUGUUUUUAAAAGAUAAUUUAAAACUGAUAUAAACUAAUAUAAAGAAAAAGAAAAGUAAGAGAAAGAAAUGAAAGCAAAAGCUAAAAAUGCAAAAAAUGCAAAAAAAGAAAAAAAGAUAAGAUGCAAAGAAGUAACUUCCGAUUUUCUUUAUAGCAGUUAUAAGUACAAUAACUUAUACUUAAAUUUAUUUCAUACUGUAUGGUUACAACUCUCUUCUCUCUAUAAUUUAAUCUGUCUAACCAUCAAAACCAUAAUUCGUAGGUCUACUUCUUCUCUUUCAUGCAAAGAAUGGGGUUUCCAGGCAGCAAUAAAUAUAGAUAUUGUCUUUUCUUUGAUCAAAAAAACUCAGUUCAUCCAUCUCAGCUAGUUCCAUCAACUUCACCCACCAUUUCUCCAUUGUAGCUAAUGAUUAAUCUUUCUAUAGUUAUCUAUACAACAAUCUCCAUGACAUUUUUUCCAGUUAGAACUUUGUACAAUCUUGGGUGCCAUCAUUACUUUUUUGAUGUUCACCGAAGAUGAAAGGAUAGGCAAUAUCUGGUUCCAUAUAAGUUUCAAGAAUCACUGUACUAAAGAGAUAUUACUUAAUAUUAAGAAAGAUCUAGGGUUGUGUACACACUAUUUAAUCUACACUGGGCAUUGAAAUUUACCCAGAUAUAAGUGAUAACACUGCAAUGCAACAUAAAAUGUCCUUUGAUCAGUAGCUUUGAUGCACAUAGUAGAAUUAUUCAGUGCAUUGUUUACUUCAAUGAAUUUAAUGAAACGAAUUCCCUUCAUACAUAAAAUGAAUGUAAAUGUACAAACAAUUCCCCAUCACAAAAAAAAGGAAAAACAAAGGCAGCCCAAUGUAUGUAGGACUCCAGCUUUGCUUUUCAUUUUUAAACUUUUUUCUUUCUUGACAUACACUAUGUAUUGAUUAUAUUUGCAUUGUUUAACAAUGGUAUUAUAAACUGUGUUUUUUAAAAUCCUCAAAGGACAUUUGUAAACCAUGCCAUUAAAGCAUUUUGUAAACCAUAUUGUAAAGCCACUGAUAAUUCAAUUGGAGGAAAUAAAACCGUGCUUUGGGAUGUAAACGGGAGUGAUUUAAAACUUGUGGCAUCUAAAUAAACUCCUGAGUACAGCU